CCCACGAGCGCGUUCACGAACGCGUUCACGAACGCCAAGGCUGGGAUGGAGGGCGUGGACAGAGAGAUGGUCAAGCGCGUCGUGCACGACAUGAGCGUGAACAGCGCGCACUUCGCCACGGAGUCGCGCAAAGAAGCCGCCGUCGAGGCGAAGAUACUCGCGAUGAAGAAACGCGCGGCGUCGAUUCGCCCGUCCGCGCUCGCGACGAUCAAAGCCGCCGUGGACGACCGCGUCGCGCGCAUGGAAGCGUCGCGCGACCUCACGAAGACGUGGGUGCACGUGGACAUGGACUCUUUCUUCGCGUCGGUGCACAUCCUCGAACGGCCAGAGCUGAGAGACGUUCCGAUGGCCGUGGGAGGGAUGUCGAUGAUCAGCACCGCCAACUACGCCGCGCGGAAGUUUGGCGUGCGCAGCGCGAUGCCGGGGUUCAUCGCGAAGAAGUUGUGUCCGCAGCUCGUGUUCGUGGACAGCGACUUCGCGAAGUAUAAGCACUACGCGUCGCUCACGCGCGAGGUGUUUAAAGAGUACGACCCUCAGUUCGACGCCGGGAGCUUGGACGAGGCGUACCUCGAGAUCAGCGCGUACUGCGCGGGGAAGUCGAUGACGCCGGCCGACGUCGCGGAGGCGCUGCGGCGCGAGGUGAGGGAGAAGACGAAGCUGACGUGCAGCGCGGGCGUCGCGCCGACGCGACGCCUCGCGAAGGUGUGCUCCGACGCGAACAAGCCCGACGGUCAGAUGGUGAUCGAGCCGACGCGCGACGCCGUCGCGGCGCUGCUGUCGUCGCUCCCCGUGCGGAAAAUCGGCGGCGUCGGGAAAGUGUUGGACCGAACGCUCGCCGCGUUCGGGAUCGCGACGUGCGGCGACCUCCUCCGCGAGCGCGCGCUCGUCGUCGCGCUGUUCAGCGAGGUUCAGUCCGAUUUUCUCCUCGGCGUCGCCAUCGGCGUCGGCGGCGAGGCGCGCCCGGCGAGACCCCCCGGGUGGGCGCCGCAGCGGAAGAGCCUGUCGCAGGAGCGCACGUUCGCGCCGACGGCGGACGCGCGCGCGCUCGCGGCGAAGAUCGCGGCGCUCGCGGAGGAAGUCGCCGCGGGGCUGGCGCGCGAGAACCUGCUGACGCGCACGGUCACGCUCAAGAUGAAACGCGCGGACUUUGAAGUCGCGCAACGGCAGACGUCGCUUCCGCGUCCGACGAACGACGCGCAGACGAUAUCCGACGCGGCGCUGCGGCUGUUCCGGGGAGAGAAGAACACCCACGGGUCGUUGCGGUUGCUCGGC
Messenger RNA from Micromonas pusilla CCMP1545, 1272 nucleotides. RefSeq lists its product as uncharacterized. Gene Ontology annotation, biological process: error-prone translesion synthesis. Gene Ontology annotation, molecular function: damaged DNA binding; DNA-directed DNA polymerase activity. Gene Ontology annotation, cellular component: nucleus. The annotation marks the transcript as partial. The transcript is spliced from 2 exons. The record is from RefSeq and is a predicted model, not a curated record. Lineage: Eukaryota; Viridiplantae; Chlorophyta; Mamiellophyceae; Mamiellales; Mamiellaceae.